GCCCGCUUCCCGACCUCUGCCCUACGGUGCCCCCAGCCGCCUCCGGGUCCCUCACGUGCAUCCCGGGCCGUCACGUGACGGACGGCCGCGCCCCACCCCUUCUCUCGCGGGGCGGGGCGAGUGUCACCUCCUGCCCUGCCCUGGUGCCGCGCCUUCAUGGCAACCAUGAUGCUGGCGAGCCUGUGGGCCUGCGUGUACAGCCGCUUCCUGCGUGGCUGGCUGAAGUGGGCGCUGAGGCUGCUCACCGGGAGAUGCGAACUGCAGCGCAUCUGCGGCGGCGCCAGGGCCGGAGCGCGGAGGACGAGUGGGAUCGAGCACUCCUUGGAAUUAUCAAAGAACAAGGUGUUAAGAAAUGCAGUAUAUGUGGGUGAAGAUGAAGUGGAAAAAUGUGUCGCUGAUGUAAUGAAAGAAAAGAAGAUUACUGAACAGAAGAAUAAAGAGUUUAAGACAAACUUGCAGGUAUGUUUGCUGCAGAUAUCUGGUUAUAAGCAACUUUAUUUGGAUGUGGAAAAUCUAAGGAAAGUUCCAUAUGAUUCAGAUAACGAAGAACAUGAAGAGAAACUAAUCAAGCUCUGGAAUUUGCUGAUGCCUCAUGAAAAUCUGAAGGCUAGAAUCACCAAGCAGUGGUGUAACAUUGGUUUCCAAGGUGAUGAUCCCAAAACAGACUUCAGAGGAAUGGGCCUGCUGGGAUUGGUCAACCUUGUGUAUUUUAGUAAACAUUAUACCAGUGAAGCUCAUCAGAUCCUUUCCCAUUCAAAUCAUCCCAAAUUGGGGUAUUCCUAUGCAAUAGUUGGAAUCAAUCUGACAGAAAUGGCUUAUAGCUUACUGAAGAGUGGUGCUUUAAAGUCUCAUUUCUACAAUGCAGUCCCUGGAUUGCCAAAUAUAGAACACUUCCACCAGUUUUAUUACCUUUUGCAGCUGCAGUCCAUAUCUUGUGACAGUGAUAAGAACUUAACUUCAGCCAUGUUUACUUUAAGACCAAGAAAGUAUUUUUACAUGAAGGGGGUGCAGCUUUGGCUUGUCUCCAGAUUUUUUUUGGCAUUCCCAGACAAUCUGGUCCAUAGGAUUUCAUACCUAUAACAGUUUUAAUCACCCUUGAUUACAAUAGGCUUGGUAAGCUCACUAUCUAAAUAAAGUGCCUUCUGCUUAAUUCAAUCACUGUUUAAUUUGGUCUUCUCUAAGUUGAUCAGAGCCUUAGAAACCCAAUUUCUAUUGGGGUUGAGACUAUAUCUCAUUAAAGAGCACGUAGUGGGUGCUGCCAUAAUACAGACUCAUUUAUAUAUAAACACAAACUUUCAUGUUUUAUUAUCUCAAAUAGAUAUAAUAUGCCAGCUUGAUCACUGGUUGUUUUUUUUUCCUUCAAAUAUAUUCUUCCUAAAAUACAUUCCUGAAUAAAAGAAGCAGAGAGAUGGAGAGCUGUGUGCUAAAAGAAAUUUGAAUAGUAUUUAGUUAUUAGCAGUACAAAAUAAUUCAAUUUGGCAAAACAUUUUUUAAAUGUAAGCUUUGUCCCAGCGUGUUGCAUGCUUCCGGAAAGGAGUGCAUGCAGUAUUACAGUAAUCAGAAUUAUGUAUAGGUAUAAAGUAGCAGAACUAAGUAUUCCCUGAUUGGGUUUGUAGGCAAAAAUAAGUUUUACUGGUAUUUAAAUUUUCUUAUAAUGGCAAAUAACUGUACAAGUAGUAAUUUUAAAAUGUUGUCUUACACACACACACACACACACACACACACCUGACAGCUUAACGCCUUGCUUUUGAAAAAAAAAUCUGAUCACCAAAUAAGCAGUACAUUUUGAACCAUUGUAAUUAAAAAUCAGCUCUGUUUACCCUUUUAAGUCAUAAACUUGAAAGCACCUAACACUGUAUAGUGGGGCUUGAAAAUUUACCAGAUAUUGGUUAAUAGGACAACUUAAUUUACUACAUAAGAUACAUGCAGAAUAGUAAGGAUGGAGGGAAAGUCACUAGUAAAAAGCCUAAUUCUAUUCCCUCAGGUGCUUGAAAUCUUUUUAAUGGUCCUUAUAAGUGUAGAGGCUGAAUGCCUCUGAUGGUUUUGCGAUUCUUACUCUGCAUAGGGGGUCACCUAUAUCAUGUCUCUCUUUUGGCAGUAGGCUGCUUUGUAAAUUGAAAAGUCCCCUCACUACACCCAGUGAAGUGAGUAUGGAGAGGUGGGUCUCUAGUACUCUGAUCCUUUCUCAACCUGAUUGCUAGGGGAUGAAGCAUCCAUUCUUCCUGCCCCCUGACCCUUCACUGGUUCUUCUCCCUAACACCACAUGGCCAUUCCCUGCCUCUGCUGUUGCUCAUGGUUUUCCUCAGCAGUAGUAUGAAACCAAAAGGACUUCUGGAUUUCACUAAUGAAAAAGAAAGGAAGCUACUGAAUUAUACGUACUGGAUAGCAGCAAGACAAUUGGCUAUACUCUUGUUAAAAUUGAUCUGUUACUGGUUGACAAAAAACAAGUAACAGCGAUAACAGAGGUGCUGGAGCCAUCUCUCUGUAGAUUGGAGCAAUCCAGUUUGGUUUAUUUAAUCUGGAAGAUUGUUUUUGUAAUCAUAAUGACCACACAUUUAAUAGGGAAAAAUAUAAUGGAAUUUUAAAUUCCAUACAAAUAGGCUUCUCCAGUCAUCAAGAAAAGCAUCCUAUUUACAGUUGCUGAAAGACUUUUUUCAAGGCUCAUCAAAUAUAAUUUCAUUUCAUUUUGGAAACCUUAACUCUGAACUAAUAUACAUUUUGGGAUAGAAUAUACACUCUGACCUAAGUCCACAAAUUUCCCUUCACUCUUUAAAAUCCAGAACAUAAAAUGAGAAUAUUAACAAUUAAUAAACUAAUAAGAACUAUAAUUAAACAUAGAAAAAUUAUGUAGUUGGAUAUAUGGAAGUAUGUGUUAACAUGUAAUAAUUGUUUGAGUAUAUUCUGUUGAUUUGUAUGUAGUUUUGUACUGUUGUGAUCACUGUUCGUUUUUUUUUUUGUCAUUUUUUUUAUUUUCUAGAAACAUUUUAUCCAGUAGUACUGGAUUCCAUACAUUUCGUCACUAACUAGCGUAAUUAGUAACACAAAGGCAAAAAUAGGGUUUGGGGAGUAAGCAUUUGCUAGAGGCAAGAAUGUCUCCAGAUCUAAUCAAUGGGAUUUUACAUGAGCUACUGCAUUCAUAUGCUGAAAUGACAAUCCUAAAAUAACAGAAGUUACAGACUGGAAUUGAGGAAGGUACACCCUUUUGUAACUCAUUAGAGUCAAUGUACCCAGCAUUAAAAAAAAAAUUGUUAAUACUUUUGCUGCAAGUACUCUUACAAAUUAAAGCCUUGGUUAAAGUCUUUAUUUUUAUAACAUUAUUUAUGAAACCUUGGCUUUUAAAAUAUGUGCUAUUUUAUAUAGUUAAUAAUUAUAAAAAAUUAUCAAAUUGUUCAACCUGUUUUUUCUUUUAAAAUAUUUGUAACAUAUUUAGAAAGAUGCUAUUGGGUGACAUUUUUGCGAAGUCAUCCAGCGGAAAAUGUUUACCAAGUUUUCCCCCUUUGUUCAAAAUGUUUGAAACAGGGUACUACUGCUCCAUGAGCAAAUUAAACUUAUGCUAUUUAGAAGCUUGCCAUGAACAAAAGUGAAGCGUUUUUUUUGGUAUGAGGUGAGAAAUUCAAGAGGAAAAAAUUUAAAUUGAUAGGGAAAGGACUAAGAUUUAAGUCUGCCUUAGUUGCUAGGUAAUAUAGGGAACACAUCCUUUUAUUUAGAAAAACAUUUGUGUUUUCUACUGUAUAAUACAGGAGUCUGGAUUGUAUGAUGCAUUAUUGCUAGGGUACAACAGAGAAAGGGUCUUAGCUUUAGUAUUCCAGAUACAGGGGCAUGUUGAGCAUUUUAUCUCACUAGCAGUGAGCUUUCACUAAUCAGAAUGUUUAUGUUGGCUAAUUCAACAAGUCUGUUCCAAUAUAUGACUUGCAAAGCCUCUCCACUUAAACUUGUUAAAAAUGUUGUUAUAUGUAAGUUUGUUUAGUUGGGUUGAGUUCAGCAAGUUGUACUGUUCAGAAAUAUUGUUAGCUAAUGCAUGAUGAGAAACUGUAGACUCGGUUUGUCUGGUAUAAUCCUCUUUGUAAUGUUAUCAUACUGGGAUGAUAUAAAUUGAUGUUUCUUCUUGUAUCAAUGUAUGGCACUAGAAGUAGCAACAAGUAAAAAAAAUAGCUUGUGGGCUGUAACUUUUUACCACAUUGCACUGAGACAACUAUACAAUAACAAAAAUGUCAGCAUUUGACACACAAUAAAAGCAAUAAUGUAAAUGGUGAUGCCUGUGUGUUGGGGGAAUUGUUGCAAUGGUAGCAAAUAAAGAACAAAUUAUUCUCAAA
Messenger RNA from Alligator mississippiensis (American alligator), 4313 nucleotides. RefSeq names its product ELMO domain containing 2 (gene ELMOD2). Bases 157 to 1080 code for a protein of 307 amino acids. The record is from RefSeq and is a predicted model, not a curated record. Gene Ontology annotation, cellular component: membrane. Gene Ontology annotation, molecular function: GTPase activator activity. NCBI's taxonomy places the organism in Eukaryota, Metazoa, Chordata, Crocodylia, Alligatoridae. The transcript is spliced from 9 exons.